AGAAAUAAGAAUAUAUUUUUAUUAAAAAAGAAAUAAGAAUAUAUCCCCGCACUCCCUUCUUCCCCAAAUUCCUCUCCGCCCAUCCCCUGCCGGCCGGCGCUCCCCCCGAACCCUAAACCUGUAAACCGUCUCCUCCGAAGCCAAUUCGCUCCCUCGUUUUCUCGAUAUUAGCCUUUUUCUCUCGUCGAUCUCGUCUCCGCAAUGCCGGGGCUGGAGGUCUGGUUCCGCGACGUCCUCCCCUCCCGGAUUCCCUUCCCCGCCGAGGACCCCGCGCUCAUCGUGGCGGGAGGGCUCUUCCUCGAUUCCUCCGUCCCCAACUCCCUCGUCUCCUCGAUCUCGGUCGCGAAUCCGGCGGCCUCGGCUGUUAGAUUGGUUGCUUCUCGCCCGAAGCAUUUCGUUCUGGGGCUAUUCCGGUGGGGGAGGGCCGAUGGUGUUGGGUUCUUGUCGGUGAAGAAGAACAAGUUUAGAGCUCAGGGCGCAGGAGCUGGUGCCAUGAACACCAUCAAGCAUCUGUGGGCGGGGGCUGGGGCUGCAAUGGUUUCGAGAACCUUUGUUGCUCCUCUUGAGAGACUAAAGUUGGAGUAUAUAGUUCGUGGCGAACAGAUGAAUUUAUUUGCGCUUAUCCAUAAAAUUGGAACCACACAAGGUUUGAAAGGCUUCUGGAAGGGCAAUUUUGUCAACAUUCUUCGUACUGCUCCAUUUAAGGCAGUAAAUUUCUAUGCAUAUGAUACAUAUGGGAAACAACUUCUCAAAAUGUCUGGAAAUGAAGAAACAACAAAUUUUGAAAGGUUCCUUGCAGGUGCUGCAGCUGGCAUCACUGCUACAAUACUAUGUCUGCCAAUGGACACGAUCCGUACAAAGAUGUUAGCACCUGGAGGGGAAGCUUUAGGUGGUGUUAUUUGUGUUUUCCGUCACAUGGUGCAAACUGAAGGGUUCUUUUCUCUUUACAAGGGAUUAGUACCUGCUCUUAUUAGCAUGGCCCCUUCUGGUGCAGUUUUCUAUGGUGUUUAUGAUAUAUUGAAGUCAGCUUAUCUUCAUUCACCUGAAGGAAAGAGGAGGAUAUCUCUAAUGAAGCAACAGCAAGGUAAAGAUGUGAAUGCCUUGGAUCAACUAGAGGUGGGUCCUAUGAGGACCUUACUGUAUGGGGCCAUUGCCGGUGCUUGUGCUCAGGCUGCCACUUAUCCUUUUGAAGUGGUCAGGCGACAACUACAAAUGCAGGUUCAAGCAACAAAACUCAAUGCUUUUGCUACGUCUGUGAAAAUAGUCGAGCAAGGGGGAAUCCCUGCUCUCUAUGCUGGCCUGAUUCCCAGCUUGUUACAGGUUUUGCCCUCUGCAGCCAUUAGUUACUUUGUAUACGCGUUCAUGAAGAUAGUUCUGGAAGUAGAAUGAACACGGGGCUAAUUGCCCUCCACAGAAAAAGGUGUUCUGGAGGUGCUCUAGCUGCAGUGACAAUGGAGGUCAGCAAGAGCAGUCAGCUAACUGACAGGAUAAUUCAUGUAAAAAGCAAGUCUGCAAACUGCACUCAUUUCUGGGCCUAGUUUAACCAGUGGGGGCAUUGCUCUACUACCAAUCAACCCAAGAUACCUGAAGCAGCAGCCUCGGCUUCCACUCAGCAAGUCAUACAACUACAAUAAGAUAACACAAGGGAGUUGGAACACCAAUCUUGACGGCCACCACCUGCAAGUUUAUAGCCAAAUGAAACUCUUUACCGGCCCAUAUUGCCAGUCCCGUAUGUAUUCGAUUGAUGCAGAGUCCACUUCUAGAAGAAAAGGUCUUCACAAGUAGCCGUAUACUUGUCUCCCUAAGGAAAUCUAUAACCGUGUGAGAUUAAAAGCAGACACGUUGCAGAAUCACAGUUGCAGCGGAAAUGAACAUAAACAACUGGGUCAUGCAGCCGAUCUCCUGAAAUGAUUAAUAAUCUCCUCCUGCUGCCGCAUAAUUCCUUUUUGGAUACCUAGAGAAUCCAGAUCAGAAGGCUCAUGUCUUAUUAUAAGGCUUUAUGUACCAUGGAAUAAUAUAAUUCUUAAAACUCUCAGAAACCAAUCAAGGUUUUGUUUGGAGGCUAGCACUAAUUAUUCAUGUGGCGGGUUCCGGGCGGUGGAAAAGGGAGAGAGAGAGGAAAUAUGAUG
Phoenix dactylifera (date palm) is the source of this 2129-nucleotide messenger RNA. NCBI's taxonomy places the organism in Eukaryota, Viridiplantae, Streptophyta, Magnoliopsida, Arecales, Arecaceae. The record is from RefSeq and is a predicted model, not a curated record.